UUCAGAUAAGGAGUGUGCAGGAGAGAUGGCCGGCGCCGACGGCGGGAUCCAGCGGCGUCCCUGGGACCUCUCGCGGAGGGCUGCCUCCUUCCUGCGCAUGGCGCGGCUGGCGCUCGCCGGCGCCGCUCCGGCACAACUGCUCGCGGAAGAGGAGGCCGUCGGCGGCCACAUCUGCGACCCGUAUUACAAGAGCAUCAGCACGGAGGACGACGACCUCGAAUCCGACGGGCUUUGGCUGGAGGAGGACGAAGUCGAGCUGCUCGUGGGCGACGAGGAUGGGUCAACGGCGAGAGGCGGCUUGUCGUCUGAGAUCAGCACUGAUACUCGUGGCGGUGGUGGUGGUGAACAAGAGGUCCCAGUUCAACAGGCAGAACCGGCCUCCGACGGCCGGCGGCGCCGCGGCCGCGCUUCGUCCGGGGAAUAACGCCGCGGCGGCGGCGGUUCUGGUGGCGGAGUCGUCGGAGCCGCUGGUGCCGCACCGCGCCGCGAAACGGGCGAACGAUGCCGAGAUGGUUCACCACCCUUUCGGAUGCGAUCGCCGAGGGAGCGAGUCCUCGUCGUUGCUGCUUGUUUCUUCCUAGUCUCGUCGUCUUGACUGGAUCGCAAAGGAGUCAACAGCUGGCCUCUUGAUCGGAGAAGUGAAAAAGAUGGUUCCUAAAAUUAUGCCUAGGGAGGUAUAUAUCCAAUUUCAGAUUUUCGUGUCCCGUUCAUAAAAUUUGGUGCUCCUGAAUCCUGAUUAAUUGUUGCUUGG
Molecule: messenger RNA, 751 nt
Organism: Panicum virgatum (switchgrass)
Lineage: Eukaryota; Viridiplantae; Streptophyta; Magnoliopsida; Poales; Poaceae
Exons: 2
Coding region: 26-424 (132 amino acids)
Source: RefSeq, a predicted model, not a curated record